GCCAUAUUUGUUCUACCGUCACUGUUCGACGAUCGGUCGCUCCGUUCUAUUCUCUCCACCACCACUACCACCGCCUCCGUCACUACUACGACCCGCCCUUGUAGCGUUAUUGUGUUUCCGGGCCCCAUCUGCCGCCGUGUCACGCUGUAUCAUCGACGUUUUAUCAGAAAGGGAAAAAAAAAAGAAAAAAUCAACACCGCAGUACUGUACUACUACGUCUAGUCACCGCCGCCGCCGCUGUCGUUGCAAUUGCGCUUUAGCCCACAUCGCAUUUUUUGCAUUCCCAUACCUCGAUUUUCCGUGUGUUCGCGGCGCAAAUUCCACGAUUCGUGCCCGUUUUACGCCCAGCUACGACGCAAAACACAGUUGUAGCACGUAAGUAGCGCACGGGAAAAUCGACUGCGACCAACGUGCAAGACAAUAGUCGCGUUACGUAGUCUUCGUCAUCAUCGCGCCAGCAUUAGUGUAGUUGUUCGUCGUCGUUAUCACAUACGUCGAUCGCCGUCGAAUCGAAACGUACGCCCCUAAGUAGUAAAAGCAAUCUCAACCGAACACUACAAAAUGAGUCCGGAUUACGAUUAUUUGUUCAAGCUGCUACUGAUCGGUGAUUCGGGCGUUGGCAAAUCUUGCUUGUUGUUGCGAUUCGCCGACGACACGUAUACCGACUCGUAUAUAAGUACGAUCGGCGUGGAUUUCAAAAUCCGAACCAUCAAGCUGGAUAACAAGACUGUAAAACUACAAAUUUGGGAUACUGCUGGACAAGAACGCUUCCGUACUAUAACAUCUUCAUACUAUCGAGGAGCGCAUGGUAUCAUUGUAGUGUAUGAUUGUACCGAUAUGGAGACAUUCACUAAUCUGAAACAGUGGUUAGAAGAAAUAGCUAGGUAUGCAUGUGACAAUGUCAACAAAUUACUGGUGGGCAACAAGUGUGAUUUGCAUGACAAACGUGCUGUAGAUGAAGCAACGGCUAAGGAAUAUGCCGACCAUCUGAAAAUACCAUUCCUGGAAACAUCUGCAAAACAAGCAACAAAUGUAGAAUUGGCUUUUUUGACCAUGGCUGCAGAAAUAAAGAAUCGCAUUGGACCACAAGAUGGUCAAGGACCAGGAGGCUCAGCUGAUGGUGUUGGUAAAGUGACAAUUGAUUCAAAACCAUCGUCAGACGCUUCAGGUGGGUCAGGCGGUUGCUGUUAAUGAUAAGGCGGUGGCGUCGGAAACAUUGCAAAUUGCAUGUGGACAACUAUCGUCGCUGAUGAUGAAGAACCGAGCCACAGACAGAAAUAGAUGAUAUAUAAUAUAUAUACAACUACUAAUUAAAAACAAAAUUCAUUGCUGGGGUAUAAAGUUUUUGGAUCCAUAUUAUGUAAAUUACAAAAGGAGAAGAGUGCCAUUGGCGGCAUGCCUGCUGCCAGUUCACCCCUACCUUUUUCCGUCAGAUACUAUUUAUUACUCGAUUUUUUUUUUUUUUUUUAAUUGCGUUUAAUUUGUGUACA
Messenger RNA from Sipha flava (yellow sugarcane aphid), 1490 nucleotides. RefSeq names its product ras-related protein ORAB-1 (gene Rab1). Gene Ontology annotation, molecular function: GTP binding; GTPase activity. Bases 562 to 1191 code for a protein of 209 amino acids. The transcript has 5 exons. The record is from RefSeq and is a predicted model, not a curated record. Lineage: Eukaryota; Metazoa; Arthropoda; Insecta; Hemiptera; Aphididae.